GCAAAUAAAAGUAACCAAAAAUGUAUUUGUCAAGCUUGUAUGAAUGCAGUAGGAAGAGAAUUUGCUCUAAAAGAUGAUAAUUUGAAAAUUACAAAUACUAAAUGUUAUUGUGCCAAUCAUCUUAGAGACUAUGAAAAAGAUGAAGAUAAAAAUGAUUCAACUUCUAGAAUAAUAUCUUCUAAUUCGUUAGCUUCUAGUAAUACUUUAAAAAAACAAACCACAUUAUCCAAAUAUGUUGGUCGUUCACUUACUGCUUCAGAAAUUUCUAAAUUUGAAUGUCUUGUACUUCGAGCAACUGUUUCAGCUGGAUUUGCAUUUUGGUGGAUUGAAAAUCCUGAAGAGUUAAUAGGUGUAGUAUUUAUUACAUCUUCGGGAGAAACCUUAAUUUGGGAAGCAGAAGACAUUAGUAUAGAAAGACAAAGACAAGAAGAAGUAAUUAAUAGAAUUUAUGCACCUUUUAAUCAAGCAAAAGAAUUGGAUAUAAGAGUUAAUUGUCUUGUGACUGAUUCAGCUAGAUUUUAUGCAGCUGCUCGUUAUUUUUUAAGACAUGAAAUAUGUGAUAAAGUAUUUAUUCCUUGUUUUGCACAUCAGGUGAAUUGUUGUGUUAGAGAUAUAUUUAAAGAGUCUACAGUAUUCAAAAAUACAAGCAAAUGUGCUCUUCAUAUUGUUUCUUUUUUUUACUAUUCUGUAUAUUUCAUGGCUAAACUUUACAAUGAACAAAUAAGUGUUCUAAAAAAAUAUAUUAAUUUCAUUACUCCAAGUAUAACAAGAUGGAACAGUCAUUUCGAAUGUUUUGAUAGUGUUCUUAAAAAUAAACAUCUAUUAAAAACUCUUGUUACCAAAGAUGAUGUGGCCUCAGACAAUGAUUUAAAGCUUUCAACUGAAAUCAAAAUUGCUAUUAACCAUGAUUCUUUUUGA
Molecule: messenger RNA, 918 nt
Organism: Cetraspora pellucida
Lineage: Eukaryota; Fungi; Glomeromycota; Glomeromycetes; Diversisporales; Gigasporaceae
Source: the annotation of a GenBank genome assembly